Messenger RNA from Hansenula anomala, 195 nucleotides. It is a transcript of the gene TMA7, whose product is annotated as Tma7p. Lineage: Eukaryota; Fungi; Ascomycota; Saccharomycetes; Phaffomycetales; Wickerhamomycetaceae. The record is from RefSeq and is a predicted model, not a curated record. The transcript is spliced from 2 exons. Bases 1 to 195 code for a protein of 64 amino acids.
AUGUCAGGUCGUCAAGGCGGUAAACUUAAACCUCUAAAAACAAAGAAAAAAACUCAAGAAGAUUUAGAUCCAGAAGAACUUGCUUUCAAAGAAAAGCAAAAGGCUGAUGCUGCUGCUAGAAAAGCUGCUGCUGCUAACAUUAAAGGUGGUAAACCAUUAGUUGGUGGUGGUAUCAAGAAAUCUGGUAAGAAAUAG